Messenger RNA from Marasmius oreades (fairy-ring Marasmius), 2166 nucleotides. RefSeq lists its product as uncharacterized. Gene Ontology annotation, molecular function: oxidoreductase activity, acting on paired donors, with incorporation or reduction of molecular oxygen; iron ion binding; monooxygenase activity. The coding region runs from base 390 to 2093 and encodes 567 amino acids. NCBI's taxonomy places the organism in Eukaryota, Fungi, Basidiomycota, Agaricomycetes, Agaricales, Marasmiaceae. The record is from RefSeq and is a predicted model, not a curated record. The transcript has 15 exons.
GAAAUCCGCUAGAAUCCGCUUCGACCACCACCGUCGUGUACGGUCAAUUCAUCCGGGAAGCUUUUGGCUUCUAUUCAUCGUCCAAUUCUUCAACUAAUUCGAAAACACAGGCGACAUGAAGUCGGGCUCAAUCGCGUGACGAUAACACGGUAACAGAAGCGUUCACAAUGUCGAAGCCCGCGGUGCAAAGAUUAAAAAUACAGACUGCCGCAAGAGGAGGUCAGCAAAACGCCGUCUAGGUAUCACCUCGGCAUCAUCUAUGGUCGUUUUCAACAUUUCGAUACCAGAAUCAUCGCAUGACUUCAUUGGCACUACAUCAAUUAGUUCAUGGAUGUUUGCCACUCGUAUAAAAAGAAGCUCGACACAGAAUCCUCUACCCGUCGUCUAACAUGAACAGCUUCAGCCCGCCAAUACCGUCUGCCACUUUCAAGUCCAUCCUCACUCUAGGUUUGAAUUUGACGGUGCCCAUUGCUGACAGACCUCACAACCACUGUACCUCGAAUCAAACACUCACACCCUCGAUAUUUCCAUACCAUCCACCCCGAAGCAUCACAGUUCGGACGGAUACCCUACUUCGGCCAUUUAUCAUAUUGGUUCUCUCUCUAUUUACCCUUCGUCUCCUCGCAACAAGGCUUCGUCAUACUCUUCCAUUACCUCCUGGCCCCAAGGGGCUUCCUGUCAUAGGCAAUGUUCGCGAGGUACGAGCGAAGCGCGACAAACCACUCUGGAUCACGUAUUCCGACUGGGCGCGUACCUAUGGCGAUGUGUUCACCUUCAAGGUCUUUGGUUCUCGUACUGUCGUCUUGAACUCGUACAAAGCAAUCACGGAGCUUCUUGACAAGAAAUCCCACAAUUACUCUGACAGACCGGACAUGCCAAUGACUAUAGAUCUUAUGAGAUGGGACUGGAACAUCGGUCUCAUGAGAUAUAACGAUUGGUGGAGAUUACACCGGAGGACUUUCCACCAAUUUUUUCAACCCCGUGCUCUACCAGAAUAUUACGACAUUCAAACCGAAAGGACGACGCUUUUGAUGCAAAAGCUGGCGACUUCUCCGCAAGAUUUCUUCCAGCACAUCCGGAACCACUCCGGAGGAAUAAUUCUCGAAAUCAUCUACGGCUAUCAAUUACAAGCCAAAAACGAUCCUUAUAUCAAGUUGGCAGACGAUGCGUGGGUAGGAUUAAAAGAAGCUGGCAAUCAUGGAUCGUUUUUGGUCGAUUACAUCCCGAUCCUGAAACACGUACCAUCUUGCUUCCCUGGUGCUAGCUUCAAAACCAAGGCCGAAGUGUGGGGUAGCUUUACCGACCAGCUGAAGGACUGUCCCUGGGCGUUUUUGAAACAGUCCAUGGAGGAGGGAAUGGCAGUUCCAUGCUUCUCUACCCGAAAUCUGGAGAAAUUCAAGAUUUCUUGCGCGGAGUCUGGCCAAAACUCCGUUAUGGAAGAAGUGAUAAAGAACUGUGCCGCCGUAUCUCUCACCGCUGGUGCAGACACGACCGUCUCGGCUGUUCUAUCCUUCAUUCUCGCGAUGGUGGCUUACCCUGACGUCCAAGCUCGAGCUCAGAGAGAAAUCAACGAAGUCGUCGGUUCCAGACCCCCUGAGUUUAGCGAGCGGGAAAAUCUGCCCUACAUCGAAGCUAUUCUUUCAGAGACUCUACGAUGGAAUCCCGUCACGCCAUUGGCUGUCCCUCACCGUAGUGUGAACGAUGAUGUGUACGACGGAUACUUGAUACCUGGAGGUUCCACAGUGGUCGCCAACGCAUGGGCCGUUUUGCACGAUGAAUCUUUAUAUGGACCGGACACAAUGCGCUUCAAUCCAGACCGUUUCCUAUCGAAGGAGCCUGGACAGAAGCUUCCACCCAGUCCUGAGCCGAUUGCAUUCGGAUUCGGCAGAAGAAUCUGUCCCGGACGACAUCUCGCUCUGAACUCAAUCUGGCUCGUCAUGACAUACCUGCUCACGAGUUUCACAAUGGCUAAAGAACUCGACAGCGACGGUAAAGAGGUCGAACCUGUAAUUGAAUACUCCGAUGGGCUAUCAAGUCAUCCACGUCCGUUCCAAUGUCGGUUCAUUCCCAGGUCACGAUAUCUACAUGCUUAGCUUGUGGAUCUAUGAUAGUCCUGUACUCAUAUUCACGUCGUAUUCUGAUUGUAACUCUCAAUGAUUCACACAG